AUUUGUUUAAUUUUUUAAUUUUUUUUUUUUAAUCAAUCAUUCUCAAUAUAGUUAAAUUAAAUUUAAUUGUGUUACUAUAUAAAAUUAUAUACAUAUAUAUUUAUAUAUAAAUAACAUUAACACACUUAACACAAAAAACACACUCACACAAACACACUAUUUUAAAAAUAAAUAUUAAUAUAUAUAUAAAUAAUAUAUAAUUAUAUAUAAAAUAAAAAUAAAAAAUAAAUACUAAUCAUUUAUUUUAAAAUUUUUUUUUUUUUUUAUCAUUUUUUUAAAAAUAAAAAUUAAUACAACAUAUUAACAUAUUAAUAUAACAAAUAAUAAUAAUAUUUAAUAUAUCUCUAUUAUUUUUAUUUUUUUAUUUUUUUUUGCCAUAUACAUUAAAUUCAAUUCUUUUAGUAUUUUUUUUGUAUUAUUAUUAAAAAAAACGAAAAGAUUUUGAUAGUCAUUUUUUUUCUUUUUAAAAAAAUUUAAUAAUUGUUUAAUAUAAUUGUACAACACAAACAACAACAAAAACACAAACAACAACAAAAAACAUUAUAUAUUAACAACACAUAAAAAAACUGAUAAAUAAUAGAUUUUUUUAUAAUAAAACAUUUUCUAUAAUAAUAAUAAUAUUGUAAUAACAUAAUAUAAUAUAAAAUAUAUUAUUAUUUUUAUACACCUUAUAAAUUAAAUAUUUUUAUAUAAAGCACACUCACAUUAAAUUUAAUAUAAACACACAUAUAUACAUAUACAUACAGAAAUGAGAUUCAAAUGCUUUGGAUCAGAAGAAACUGAAACCAGUUCAAAAAUUGAUAAAAGUAUCGAAACCGACAGAAGAAAACUUAGAAAGGAUGUAAAAUUAUUAUUAUUAGGUCCAGGUGAAUCUGGUAAAUCAACUAUUUUUAAACAAAUGAAAAUUAUUCAAGAAGAUGGUGGUUAUAGUGUCGAAGAACUUUUAGAAUAUCGUGCAUUCGUUUAUUCAAAUUGUAUUUCACAAAUGGAAGCUUUAUUAACUGCCUCUGCCAAAUUAAAUAUUGAAUUAGAAGUCGAAAAUAAAACCAGAGCAGCCAAUGUUUUAAGAAGAACUAUUGGUAAUGAACCAUGGACUUUAUUAGCCGCUGACAUUAAACACCUUUGGGAAGAUAAGGGUAUCAAAGAAACCUACGCUCAAAAAGAUAAACACUUCCAAUUAAAUGAUUCAGCAGCAUAUUUCUUUGAUAAUAUCGACAGAUAUAUGAGAGAAGAUUUUGUACCAAAUGAACAAGAUGUUUUAAGAUGUCGUGUUAGAACAACUGGUAUUCAAGAAUCAGAAUUUACUUUUGAUAAGAUUAGAUUAAAGAUUGUCGAUGUUGGUGGUCAAAGAUCUCAAAGAAGAAAAUGGAUUCAUUGUUUCGAUUGUGUUACUGCUGUAAUUUUUGUUGCUGCUAUGAGUGACUACGAUCAAGUACUCAGAGAAGAUGAAUCAGUAAACAGAACCAGAGAAUCAUUAGCUCUCUUCAAAGAAAUUGUAAAUUGCGAUUACUUUAAAGAAACUCCAAUCGUUUUAUUCCUCAACAAAAAAGAUCUUUUCAAGGAAAAAUUAAAGAGAGUUCCACUCCAAUCCUGUUUCUCUGAUUACACUGGUCCAAAUAAAUAUAAAGAUGCUGCCAUGUUCAUACAAUCACAAUACCUUGCUCAAGGUCCAUCACCACGUACUAUCUAUACCCAUGCAACUUGUGCUGUUGAUACCGAAAAUAUUAAAUUUGUUUUUAGAGCCGUAAGACAAACUAUUUUAAGUCAAGCUUUAGAACAUUUCUAAAGAAAAGAAAAAAGAUUUUUUUUAAUUUCUUUUCUUUUUUUUUUUAAUAUAAAUGAUAUAUCAACAAAACAUUUUCAUAAAAUAUUUUUUCAUUAAUAAUAGUUUAUAAAAUCAUUACCGCCUCACCCACGUCAAUAUAAUAUAGUCUUUCCUCAUUCCUCAUCUCACUUUCAUCCUCAACAAAACCCCCAUGUAAUAAUACAAAAGGGCAUACUCAAGGUCAAGUAAAUUUACAUUUAUCCUUUUUUUUCCGCUCCGAACUUUUUUUUUUCCAAUAUAGUUAAUAAUAUAAUUAAAUAAUAAUAACAACAACAACAACAACAACAACAACAACAACAACAAUAAUAAACACAUUUUCUCAAAUAUAUAGCCAAAUAAACUAAACAAAUAAUUUUUUUUUUAAAAAAAAAAAAAAAAAAAAAAAGAGAAGAAAAAAAGUUAUUCAAAUUUGCUGUUUCAAUUUUCAAUAUCAAACUUCAUAUAUUUUUAUAGUCAUUUUUAAAUAAAAUUUAAAUCUAUUGUAUAUUAUAAAAAAAAUAAAUAAAAAAACAAUAAAAAAAAAAUAAAUUAGUAAAUUAUUUUUAAUUACU
Molecule: messenger RNA, 2376 nt
Organism: Dictyostelium purpureum
Lineage: Eukaryota; Evosea; Eumycetozoa; Dictyosteliales; Dictyosteliaceae
Gene: gpaD
Product: guanine nucleotide-binding protein alpha-4 subunit
Exons: 4
Coding region: 749-1786 (345 amino acids)
Biological process (GO): adenylate cyclase-modulating G protein-coupled receptor signaling pathway
Cellular component (GO): heterotrimeric G-protein complex
Molecular function (GO): GTPase activity; G protein-coupled receptor binding; guanyl nucleotide binding
Source: RefSeq, a predicted model, not a curated record